Messenger RNA from Closterium sp. NIES-65, 672 nucleotides. The record is from the annotation of a GenBank genome assembly. Lineage: Eukaryota; Viridiplantae; Streptophyta; Zygnematophyceae; Desmidiales; Closteriaceae.
AUGUCCAUUGUUUCCCCCAUCCACCCUCAUCUUCCCCCUCUCACCUGCUUCCCCCACCACCCAAUACAUCAGGCCACGCCUCUCCUUUUCACUCUAGCCGUUGCCAAACUUCCGGACAUUGUGUUUCCGGUGAGUGCUGCCUCUUGUCCAUUUCUACGCUCUCGCUUCAAAGCCAUCGCCACCAGCAUUGCCGAUCUGCACAACCUGCAGCAUGAAGCUCCCUUCACUUACAUGUCUGCUCUUCUCUCUCCCCCAUCUGUGCCUGCGCCAUGCCUGUCAAUAUACCUGCAGCCUGCCAGUACGGCGGUGCUCGGGUUCAUCAUUGGCUUCAAGGUCCCAGUUCUGCGGUCUGCACGUACCGACGGAGGUCUCUCAAGGGGUGGUGGCUUCUCUGCUGGAAGAAAAGGAGCAUUUCAGUUCAGCCUUUUACUCUCCCUCCUCUUCUCUCCCUCUCAUUCUCUCUCUCUCUCUCUCUCUCUCUCUCUCUCUCUCCCUCUCUCUCUCUCUCUCUCUCUCUCUCUCUCUCUCUCUCUCUCUCUCUCUCUCUCUCUCUCUCUCUCUCCCCUUCCCCUCUGCACUUCCAGGUCUGCACGUACAAAUAGAGGUCUCUCUAGGGGUGGUGGCGUCACUGCAGGAGGCGUGUUCUUCAGCCUUAGAUUCCCUCACACAUAG